Messenger RNA from Hirundo rustica (Barn swallow), 2594 nucleotides. It is a transcript of the gene EIF4EBP2, whose product is annotated as eukaryotic translation initiation factor 4E binding protein 2. Gene Ontology annotation, molecular function: eukaryotic initiation factor 4E binding. Gene Ontology annotation, biological process: negative regulation of translational initiation. The record is from RefSeq and is a predicted model, not a curated record. Gene Ontology annotation, cellular component: cytoplasm. NCBI's taxonomy places the organism in Eukaryota, Metazoa, Chordata, Aves, Passeriformes, Hirundinidae. The transcript is spliced from 3 exons. Bases 20 to 367 code for a protein of 115 amino acids.
GCGGCGCCGAGCGGGGGCCAUGUCGUCCGCAGGCGGCCGCCAGCCCAGCCAGAGCCGGGCCAUCCCCACCCGCACCGUCACCCUCAGCGACGCCGCGCAGCUCCCCGCCGACUACUGCACCACCCCCGGCGGGACGCUCUUUUCCACCACGCCGGGAGGCACCCGGAUCAUCUACGACCGCAAGUUCCUGCUGGACCGCCGCAACUCCCCCAUGGCCAAGACCCCGCCUUGUCACCUCCCCAAUAUUCCCGGUGUCACCAGCCCCGGCGAGGCCGGCGAGGAGCCCAAAGCGGAUGCCAGCAGCUUGAACCACCAGGAGGGCAAGCCAUCCAUGGGGGACGAUGCUCAGUUCGAGAUGGAUAUCUGAGCGGGAACCACGGAGAGGCAGCAACUCCCCAGACCUGUGCACCCCCCAUUUGACUUGGCAGGAUCCGUCCCGGCGAGGUGGAGUUGGCAGCGGUCCCCACCAGCAUCCCCUCUCCACCCUCCUCCUCCUCUUUUUUGCGGGGAGUGCAGCUCUGUCUUCUCCCUCUUUGCCGGUGACUGUCCCAGCAUGUGCCAGGCGGAGCAUCCCUUCUGGAUCUGGCCCUAUUCCUCCUCUUCCACCUGGCCAGCAGCCUGAUGUCUACCAGGCUUCUUUUAAAAAUAUCCCUUUGCCUCUUUUGCUGCCUCGUGCCCCCCCCCAAUCCCCCUCUUGUUACCCAAACCUCCCAUUGCCAGCAGCUCGGUGUUCUGGAGCUCUGUCACCCCCUUUGCCCCCUUCUCCUGGAAAAUUUGGGCAGCCUGUCAGGAGGAGGGGAAAACAUCACUCCUAAAAUCACGCACCUGCUUAUACCCUGGGGAGGGUAUUUUUUGAGGAUGUGUUGGUAUUCAAUGAAGGACAACAUCGGGAGCUCAUUCCCUUCGGUGCUCCAGGGGUCUGGUGUAGUCCCUGAUGGAAUCAGCCAGCAUGUCCACAUCUCACCUACCCAGAUUUCUUCCAUCUUGGCCCUCUAGCCAGGGGUUGUGUUCCCCAGCCACCAGCCAGGACUCCCAGCAAUGUAGCCUUAUAUUAUAAAACCCCCUUGCUUUUAUUUUUGGUACUAAAAAGGGGCAGUACCCCCAACAACUUCUUCUGGGCUGGGGCCAAGUGCCUCUGGGAAAGUGCUUUGUAGUGCUUGGGUUUUUUUACUCCCCUCCCCUUCCCCCCAGCCCUUUAAAAUGUGAAUCCUACAGGGGGAGAUCCCUCUGGCACUGUUGGAUGUCUCAGGAAUCACUGGGUGUCUCUGGGGGCUGUGGGGGCUCGCCAAACACCAUAGGGAUGGGGUGCUCUCCUCACAGGGUGCUGCCAUCAAUGCCAUCCUCUGCUCAGUUUUCAGGAUGGGAUUUCUCCCAGCUGGAUCAUGCUGUUGUGGAUAAAGCAUUUCCACGUUAACCUCCCCUUUGCCAGCCUGGCAUGGCACGGACAUCUUGAACCUCCCCUGGAGAUGGGAUUUAUUUUUCCCUCUCUCUCCACGCGACUGUUGCCCUGAGCAAGGCCGUGUGUGGCUGCAGUGGUGCUAGGCCGCGCCCCCCAAUCCCACCAGCCCCCCAGUUUUGAUUUUUUACUGCCUGUUGGGAGCCAUCACCAGCUCCACAACCUUCUCAAGUGCCAUUUUAUCAGCCCCCACCUGAGUGCCUGCUCCAUCCAUCCUCCCUCCCUCACUGGGGUCGGCCCCCACCUAUGUACCCAGCCCUGGGGGGCCCGUGCUGGGGAGAGGGACAUCCCACAGGCUUUGUGCACUUUCCAUCCCAUAAUUUAUUUCUCUAGGUGUGUUUGGCAUGGGGCAGCGCUGGUGGCGAGCUCCCAUCUUCCAGCUGCUUUUUUUCCCAAGGAGGGGGCUGCCCCUCGUUUUGGGGGGUAGGGGGAGGAAGAAGUAAAAGCACAGCCCAGGGGAAUGGGUUGUCUUUCCCAUCCUUUCCCUCGCGUGGGAGGUGAGGUGAAUGUGGCAGCCUGGCCGCCGUAGGCGCACGAGUGAGUGAGUGCGAGUAGCAAUAUGUAUAUGCGUGUGGGUGGGUGGUGAUAAGACACACACAAAUAUAUAUAUUAUAUAUAAAUAAAUAUAUUUUCCUUGAAGUGAAGAUCCUAGGAGGUCAGUUAGGCCCUCGGAUCGAGGGAGGGGCAGGGGGUGAGGACAUCCUUGGCAGAGCGAGGAUGGCCACCGUGGAUACAGGGACCUGGUGCCCUCAGCACAGCUGCUCGUUUUGGGAAACCUGCUCUGCUAGCCAAAAAUAAUUAGACCGUAUCCAAGGACAACGUGACUUAAUGGACAGGAGCCGGAGGGAAAUCUUUUUUGUUGUUAUUUUUUUUUUUUCUUUAAAUGUCUUCUUUCCCAGCUUCCUUGUGUCUCCGUUCCCCAUCCCAGCAACUUUCUCCCGGUUCUGUUUCAUAAGCAGGCUUGGGGCUGAGCAGGGAGGGAGUGCCUGGCCUCACCGGGGCGUUCCUCUGCUAGUCAGGGGAUCCAUUUGCGAUUUCUGUUUUUUACUGUCUCUUCAAGCAGGUAUUUGGGAGGAGAAAAGCUUUUGCCAGUGGUUGCUGUUACAGUGAGAUCAAUAAAGAUUUUGGUUCUUCUAAA